AUGGGGCAGAAGAAGAAGCUGGGAAAGACGCGCCUGGAUAAGUUCUACUACCUCGCCAAGGAGCAAGGCGCGCAGGUGGCGGGGGACGGGGCCCGGCGCGAGGGAGGAAGCGAGAUGCAUGCCAUUGCCCUUCCAUGUUUCCGGUCCCGCGCCGCCUUCAAGCUCAUCCAGCUCAACCGCAAGUAUGACUUCCUGUCCAGCUCCAGGUCGUGCCUGGACCUGUGUGCCGCCCCAGGCGGCUGGCUGCAGGUGGCGGUGAAGAACAUGCCGGUGGGCAGCCUGGUGCUGGGCGUGGACCUGGUGCCCAUCCGCCCCGUGCGCGGCGCCCGCACGCUGAUCGGCGACAUCACCACCACCGAGACGCGGGCCAUGCUGCGCCGAGAGGCGGCAGGCGCGCUGUUCGACGUGGUGCUGCACGACGGCGCGCCCAAUGUGGGCGGCGCCUGGGCCAGCGAGGCGUACAGCCAGUCGGCGCUGGCGCUGGAGGCGCUGCGCCUGGCCAGCGACACGCUGGCCCCGCGCGGCACCUUUGUGACCAAGGUGUUCCGGUCCAAGGACUACACGCCGCUCAUGUACGCCAUGAAGCAGCUGUUCCGCAGCGUGGAGGCCACCAAGCCCGCCGCCUCGCGCUCCACCUCCGCCGAGAUCUUUGUGGUGUGCCAGGGGUACAAGGCCCCCGCCCGCAUCGACCCGCGCCUGCUGGACCCCAAGCACCUGUUCAAGGACGUGGCGGAGGCUCCGCGCAACGCGGGCCCCGACGCCCUGGUCAAGCAGAAGGUCACGCAGCGCCGCUUCCGCGAGGGCUACGAGGACGGCCUGUCCAGCCUGCACCGCACGCUCCCCGCCGCCGACUUUGUCCUGCUGGACGCGCCCAUCGAGCUGCUGGGCAAGUACACCGUGCUGGACCUGGGCGCCGAGGCCGGCGCCGGGGGCGAGGGCGAGGGGCGCGAGCUGGCGCGCUUCGUCGCCGACCACCCCGCCACCACACCCGAGGUCAGGCUCCUGUGCGGCGACCUGCAGGUGCUGGGCCGCUCCGAGUUCAAGCAGCUGCUGAAGUGGCGCCUGACCCUGAAGCGCGACCUGGCCAAGCGGGCGCCGGCGGCGGCCGAGGCCGGGGCGAGUGUGAAGGGGGCCGAGGACGGUAAGACCGCGGAAGACGAGGAGGAGGAUGCGGAGACGCGUCUGCUGCGCGAGAUGGGGGAGAUCAAGGACCGCAUGGAGCGCGUGGCCAAGAAGGAGAAGAAGAAGCGCAAGGAGCUGCGCAUGAAGGCGCGGCUGCGCUCCGCACAGAUGGCUGAGGCGGAGGGCAUCGGCGAGGAUAAUGGGCCGGAGAGCAUGUUCUCCCUGGCCUCCAUCAAGGGCAGCAGGCAGGCCGUGGAGCGGCUGGCGGCGGCGGGCGUGCCGGAUGCCGAGGAUCUGGACUCCGGGUCCGAGGCCGGGGACGUGGCGGAGGACCCCGGCACCGAGUCCGAGGUCGACUCGGAGGACGAGCAGAGGCGCUACGACGCCGUCAUGGACGAGUACCUGGAGACGUCGUACCAGUCGUGGAAGGAGCGGCAGCGCAUCCGGGGCAAGGGCGGCGCGGCGCGCAAGCGGCGGCGCCGGGUGGGCAUGGAGGGCGACCUGUCGGAGGAGGAGGAGGAGGGGGCCGACGCCGGGGACGAGCCCGUGGUCCUGGGCGGGUACAGCGACGACGACGACGACGACGAUACCCCCGGCGACGGCGGCGGCCUGGUCGUGGAGCUGGACGAGAGCAAGGUGGGGGUGGCCACCAGCGCGGCGGCUGCCGCCGCGCAGUGGUUCAGCCAGGACAUCUUCGCCGACGCCGACAUCAGCGCGGCGGCGGAGGGGGACGAUGCAGGGGGCGCGUCGGGAGACAUGAGUGGCGUCGAGGCCGCGCCGGCGCCCGCUCCGGGGGUGAAGAAGGCGGGGCAGCAGCGUGCGGCCGUGCCCGCCGCGCCCGAGCCCUCGGACGCUGACCCGGAGCCCCUCACAGGCGGGCGCUCUGGUGGGGCAUCUAGGGCGGGGUUCGAGGAGGCCACGAUGAUGGCCCUGGCCAAGAAGAUGCUGCGGCGCAGGGUCAAGGACGACAUCGUGGAGGCGGCCUACAACAGAUACGCGUUCCACGACACGGGCCUGCCCAAGUGGUUUGAGGAGGACGAGAAGAAGUUCAUGCGCCCCGCGCCCCAGGUCACGCCCGCGGAGUACAAGGAGGCGCGGGAGGCGCUGCGCAGUGUGGACGCUCGGCCCAUGCGCAAGGUGGCGGAGGCCAAGGCGCGCAAGGCCAAGCGCCUGGGCGAGCGGCUGAGCCAGGCGCGGCAGAAGGCAGAGGCCAUCGCCAAGUCGGAGGACGGCAGUGCGGGGGCCAAGGGCAUCUAG
This is a messenger RNA of Auxenochlorella protothecoides, 2379 nucleotides long. RefSeq names its product AdoMet-dependent rRNA methyltransferase spb1. Lineage: Eukaryota; Viridiplantae; Chlorophyta; Trebouxiophyceae; Chlorellales; Chlorellaceae. Gene Ontology annotation, biological process: maturation of LSU-rRNA from tricistronic rRNA transcript (SSU-rRNA, 5.8S rRNA, LSU-rRNA); maturation of 5.8S rRNA from tricistronic rRNA transcript (SSU-rRNA, 5.8S rRNA, LSU-rRNA); rRNA methylation. Gene Ontology annotation, cellular component: nucleus; nucleolus; preribosome, large subunit precursor. The record is from RefSeq and is a predicted model, not a curated record. Bases 1 to 2379 code for a protein of 792 amino acids. Gene Ontology annotation, molecular function: rRNA (uridine-2'-O-ribose)-methyltransferase activity; rRNA (guanine) methyltransferase activity. The transcript is spliced from 5 exons.